Molecule: messenger RNA, 753 nt
Organism: Cylicocyclus nassatus
Lineage: Eukaryota; Metazoa; Nematoda; Chromadorea; Rhabditida; Strongylidae
Source: the annotation of a GenBank genome assembly
AUGACUGCAGCUGGCUUCUUUUUGAUCGUCGUCCUCACCCGACCUCCAUCUGUUCUUCCCUUUAUUUUUGAUCUCAUGAAUGGUCUCGUUCCACGUUCUUCUCCACAAUGUAUCUGUGCUCCUCCACCAUGUGCAGCUUCAGCCAAUGCUGCUAGUGUUUCACAAAUAGCCCUAGUGGGCCAAAGUGGAGCCGUAACCCCCAUAGCUUCCGAAGGCCCCAUUGGGCCUCCUCCCGUACCCAAGGGUUACGUGGGAUCUCCUGAUCCUGUUGGCCUAUACCCACCAUCCUAUGGUGGAUCCAGGGUUCCACCGUACAGUGCAGGAAUCUCUCCCUACAGUGAAGGUGGAAUCUCGCCAUAUGGUGAAGGAGGUCCGCCAUAUGGUGGAGGAACUUCGCCCUAUGGUGGAGGAGUUUCGCCCUAUGGUGCAGGAAGAGCAUUUGGGCGACCGAACUUUGCAGCAGCUGGCUUUCCCCAUAAAAAGAGAAGACAUAGAAGAAGAGCGCCGAUGAUGUGGGCGCCUCAAGAGGAAGAAUGUACUAGUAAGGAAGUAGGAUCGAUUAUUGAGCAGGCGAUGAAUCCCUUCUCCCGAGCGGAAUCUUGUGAACGUAUACGUGAAACAUUAAUGCAUCACUACGAUAGAGAAGUGCUAGUGAUGUGUUCACCGUAUAGAAUCGACUUCAGGGUUACAGAAGCUCCAGAAUAUUGUGAAAAAAUACGUAAUGGCACACAUUGCUAUGCGUUUGUGUUUUAG